This is a messenger RNA of Penicillium cinerascens, 1455 nucleotides long. Its product is annotated as metal-dependent hydrolase family protein. Gene Ontology annotation, molecular function: hydrolase activity, acting on carbon-nitrogen (but not peptide) bonds. Lineage: Eukaryota; Fungi; Ascomycota; Eurotiomycetes; Eurotiales; Aspergillaceae. Bases 1 to 1455 code for a protein of 484 amino acids. The record is from RefSeq and is a predicted model, not a curated record. The transcript is spliced from 6 exons.
AUGACCAACAUAUCUUGGAUGUCCCCGGAUUAUCCGGUUGAGAAAUACGACGGGCCCCCGCGCAACAUUGCCUAUAUUGAUCAGUUGUCUUUCGACCCGGAUCUUCAACCGAAGCACAGCGAGAUCGCUGGCACCGACACGUCUUCCAGAAUACUCAUAUUGGACGUGAAUAUCCUGGAGGCCACAGGUCGGGAGUCAUACAAAGGAGAUGUCCUCAUCGCCAGUCAGCGAUUCACUCACGUCGGGAAGGUUCCUAACAAGGAUGAUCUUCUGCGCGAUUCCAGCGUCCGUGUGUUCCAUGGAAGAGGCCGCACACUGAUGCCCGGUCUGGGAGAUGCUCACACGCAUUUCACUUGGAACGGAGGGGACCUUGGCCAACUUGCGGACCUCGGAGUCGAGGAGCAUACGCUCCUUACUGCUAGAAGCGCAGAGUGCUUUCUGGAUUCAGGGUACACCAUGUGUUUCGGAGCAGCAUCGGCGAAAAAGCGUCUUGACGUUGUGAUCCGUGAUGCCAUCAACGCAGGGGAUAUCCCUGGUCCGCGUUUCCUCGCUAAUGGCCAGGAAAUGGCUCGACGAGGAGGUGAACUGGUUGAAGGUAUCACUGCAUUUGCAGAUGGGCCUGAAGAAAUGCGCCAAGUGAUCCGCGAACAUAUCGGGUUGGGUGUUGAUCAGAUAAAGCUCUCGAUGUCUGGAGAAAAUAUCACGGAAAUUCGAGAUGCAGAGGACUGUUACUUUGAACCAGCGGAGACGGCGGCCUGCGUUGAUGAAGCUCACAAACACAAAAAGAGAGUUUGUUCCCACGCUCGAUCAAAAGAAUCCGUUCAGCAAAGUAUCGAUUACGGCGUGGACGUAAUCUACCACGCUUCUUUCGUCGACGAAAAAGGAAUGGACGCUUUGGAAAAGAACAAGUCCAAGCACGUUGUCGCCCCUGCCAUUAAUUGGCUGGUCGCGACGCUGUACGAUGCCGGGAUGUUUGGAUAUUCCAAGGAGAAAGCAGAAGAAGUGGGCUACCGGAAGGAACUUGAAAUUGCCGACCGUGCUAUGCGGGAGAUGCACCGUAGAGGUAUUGUGGUACUUCCUGGAGGUGAUUACGGAUUUGCAUGGACACCUCACGGUACCUACGCUCGUGAUCUUGCCCAUUUUGUCGAGCGGUUUGGAUUUACUCCCCACGAAUCUAUCAUUGCUGCGACUUACGGCAUGGCAAAACUAUUCAUGCGGUCUCACGAAAUGGGACAGAUCAAGGAGGGCAACUAUGCUGACUGCCUGGUCGUCGAUGGAGAUCCGCUGGAGAAUAUUCACCUCCUGCAAGAUCAUGAUCGAUUGAAUAUCAUCAUCAUCAAUGGCCGAGUUCAUAAGGCGGGAGCCAAAGAAUAUACCAUCCCUUCGCAAAAUGUGACUGGUGUCCACUCGAUGACGAACGAAAUGGUUCAGCCGAAAAUGGAGGUGGCCCAUUAA